This is a messenger RNA of Oenanthe melanoleuca, 7544 nucleotides long. RefSeq names its product serine/threonine-protein phosphatase 4 regulatory subunit 1-like. Lineage: Eukaryota; Metazoa; Chordata; Aves; Passeriformes; Muscicapidae. Gene Ontology annotation, biological process: protein dephosphorylation. The coding region runs from base 300 to 3080 and encodes 926 amino acids. The transcript is spliced from 19 exons. Gene Ontology annotation, molecular function: protein phosphatase regulator activity. The record is from RefSeq and is a predicted model, not a curated record.
AGGCCCGCUCUCCCACCCCGGGAUCCUCCUGUCGCCCUCUUCCCCUCUCUGCAUUUUCCCCCCGGUGAGGGCGAGGGGAGGAUUUUGAGGCAGUUUUGGCAGGUGAAGGUUCCCAGGGCGUUGGGACCAUCCCCGCUGGCUCCAGUGGCCGCCGGGCUCGGUGUAAACAGCAGCUCCAGCAGCGCCCGAGCCUGUGAGAAGCGCACGGGGGGUGAGCUUGUCGGUGGGAAUGAGGAUAAUUAACCCAGGGAUUGCUCAGCUGAGUUGGCUUUGAAGAUUAUGGACCAGACUGUGAUAGCAUGAGGAUAACAGCAUUCUUGGAUAUUCCUGGGCAGGAUAACUUAACUCCACUGGCUCGUCUAGAGAAAUAUGCCUUCAGUGAUAAUGUAUUUAACAGGCAAAUUAUUGCCAGGGGUCUUCUGGAUGUCUUUCGAGAUUUCAGUAACAAUGAAGAAGACUUUCUGACUGUAAUGGAAAUAGUGGUCAGGCUCUCUGAAGAUGCAGAGCCAACUGUUCGCACAGAGCUGAUGGAGCAGAUACCUCCUAUUGCCAUUUUUCUACAAGAAAGUCGACCAAAAUUCCCAACAGCAUUUUUUGAAUACCUUAUGCCCAUAGUAGUGAGGUACCUCACAGAUGUCAACAAUCAGGUCAGAAAGGCAGGCCAGGAAGCACUGCUGAUACUGCUGGAACAAGACCUUGUGGCUCAGAGUGACAUUGAAAAUAAGGUGUGUCCAAUUCUGCUGGACCUCUCUGCUCCUGACAGUGAUGAUGAGUACAAGGUGGAAGCUGUCAAUAUAAUCUGUAAAAUAGCUUCUAUGCUGAGCAGAACAACAGUUGAGCACAUGCUGCUUCCUCGUUUCUGUGAACUCUGCAGUGAUGGGAAGUUGUUUCAAGUCCGAAAGAUUUGUGCAGCUAAUUUUGGUGACAUUUGUAAUGCAGUUGGGCAAGAAGCCACUGAAAGACUGCUGAUUCCCAAGUUCUUUGAGCUGUGUUCUGACAGUGUGUGGGGAAUGAGGAAGGCCUGUGCUGAGUGCUUUAUGGCAGUGUCUUACACCACUUCCCCCGAGGUUCGCAGGAGCAAACUGUCCCCACUGUUCAUCAGCCUGAUCAGUGACACCUGCAGAUGGGUUCGUCAGGCUGCUUUUCAGUCUCUUGGCCCAUUUAUUUCUACCUUUGCAAACCCUUCAAGUGCUGGUCUUUACAUUCGAGAGGAUGGGACGCUGAGUAUCCGACCAUCAGCUCAAGAUGGAAAUUCCAAUUCCUGUCAGCCAAGCAACAAUAUCACUGUGAUGUCUUCCAGUGCAAAUGCUGUGUUGCCCAGCCCGGAACAGCCAAUGGAAAUCAAACCAGAAUCAUCAACUGAGGAGACUUCAACAGGACUUCAUACAAAGCUCUCUGAGGACCUAAAUAAAAAUCCACGGGAAGAAAGUUCAGAUUGUUGUGCCAGCCCUGGAGAUGUGCCUCGCUUGUGUCAGGGUGACAGAACUGCUGCUGGUGGCACUGAAGCCACGAAGGAGAGCAGUUUUCCAGGGCUGAGCUCGGGGCUGCCGUGUGCCGAGGACGUGUUUAACACAUUCCUGUACUGGCGCCCUCCUCUGCCCGACAUAAGUCAGGACCUGGAACUGCUGCAGUUCAAGGCUGAGAAGCACAACGAUGCCUGCUCUGUGCCAUGCAAUAACUGUGUUGCUAGCAGUGAAAUAAAAAAGGUUCUAGAAAGCUUACAGGAGCAUAUUGAUGAUCCAGAUGUUCAAGCUCAGGUCCAAGUGUUGUCUGCUGCUCUCAGAGCUGCUCAGUUUGAUUCUGUUGGUGACUGUGAGACCAAAAAAAUGGAAGAAAGCAGUGACAAUCUUCAGAACAAAAUGAUUUUGGAUGAAACAGCUAUUUCAGAUGCUGCCUGCAACCAGGUGCAGGGGGACACUGUUUCAUCCCCUGCCUCUCAGGAUGACAUCAGUGACCAGUCAAAUACCAGUGUGCUGAAAAGCAUGGACUCAGAGGAACAACACAGAGGAACCAGUGUAUUUUCGAGGAAAGAGCAAGAAAAUAAUCCACCAUUUGAAGAUGACAAGUCAAAAUUACAGGACAUCAUCCCUCAGCCUUUGCUGGACCAGUACCUGUCCAUGACUGACCCUGCUCGGGCCCAGACUGUUGACACUGAGAUUGCCAAGCACUGUGCUUACAGCCUGCCUGGGGUGGCCCUGACUCUGGGCAGGCAGAACUGGCACUGCCUCAAGGACACCUAUGAGACAUUGGCUUCAGAUGUACAGUGGAAGGUGCGGCGCACUCUGGCCUUCUCCAUCCACGAGCUGGCAGUGAUCCUGGGGGAUCAGCUAACAGCUGCUGACCUGGUGCCCAUUUUCAAUGGCUUCUUGAAAGAUCUGGAUGAAGUGCGUAUUGGUGUCCUCAAACAUCUGUAUGACUUUCUGAAGCUACUUCAUGCAGACAAAAGGCGAGAGUAUCUUUACCAGCUGCAAGAAUUUGUGGUGACUGAUAACAGCAGGAACUGGAGGUUUCGUUACGAGCUGGCAGAGCAGCUGAUCCUGAUCCUGGAGCUCUACAAUCCCAAUGAUGUCUAUGACUACUUAAGGCACAUUGCACUAACUCUGUGCUCCGAUAAAGUUUCAGAAGUUCGGUGGAUCUCCUUCAAACUGGUUGUAGCCAUCCUACAGAAGUUCUAUGCAAACAGUGCCAAUGCCCUGGGAUUAAAUUUCAUCAACGAGCUCGUAGUGCGGUUUCGCCACUGCUCCAAGUGGGUUGGGAGACAAGCCUUUGCCUUCAUUUGUCAGGCUGUAGUACAAGAGGAGUGUAUGCCUGUGGAGCAGUUUGUUGAACAUUUACUCCCCAGCCUUCUAAGCCUUGCAUCGGAUCCCGUGCCCAACGUCAGGGUCCUGCUGGCCAAGGCUCUGAGGCAGACCCUGCUGGAGAAAGCUUAUUUUAAAAGUGUUGGCAAUCCUCAUCUAGAAGCUGCAGAAGAGACCAUUCUAGCCCUGCAAUCUGACAGAGAUCAAGAUGUGUCUUUCUUUGCCACCAUAAAACUGAAACAGAAUAACAUGGACAAUAUAAUAAUUGAAAAACAAAACUAAGGGGUUGUUCUGCAGUCAAGGCUGAACAGCAGGAUGGUUUUUCACCUUGUUUCUGUUAGUGUGAGUAAUGAGGACAGUUAAGAUGGGUUUUGUUACCUAUUUGAGCAGGAAGGGGGGUGUUGAGAAAUGUUGCAGUUUUCAUUUCAUGACCUCGUUUCAUCUACAGCGGUGUGUUUAAUUCCUGUGAGUAAUUCCUUCCUUUUGGUUUUCCCUUUGUAAAUAGAGGUGAUAACUCUGAUCUCACCUGCACUUCAGUACUGUCUGUAAAGUCUUACACUACACUCAGUGUUUCAGCAUAAUUGGAAUUUACAUUUCAUUUAUUUAACAAAAUAUUUCCGUUAGUAUAGGUUUGCUAUAAGCUUAAAAAGGUUGCUAAAUCUUAAAACCUCAUUUUAGCAAACCUUCCUGAAGCUGUUCUUUCCUCACUUUUAGUAUAAUCUUUCUACUGUUCCACCUAUUGCAUUUAUUUGAAAAAAGGUGUAUAUAUGUGAAUAGUUUUGAAUUGUAACAAAAAAUUAUGAAGAACUUAAUUCUGUAUCAGUGGAAAAAGCUCAAAAUGAUUAAGUAGUUACACUGCUAGAAUUAAGCAUGGGUCAUUUUAUGCGUGAUAUUUUUCAAGGCACAGAGAGCUCAAGAGUCUUUGUAUAUUGUGAGGUUUCUAUUAAUUUGUUCCUUCUGAGCUAUACCCUUACAGUGUUAAGAGGUCAUUACAACAUUUCUGACUGCCCUUACAGGUGUUCACAGGUCAAUUUUUGUUGCUGCUGCCUCUCCCAGGAGCAGGCAGACUGGAGAUUUCCUAAGUGGAAAAUUCCUUGUUCUGCCCCAGCAAAGGUCAGUUGGGUUGAGAGAUUCAGCUCUGCAAGAGGAGCUGGAGCUGUACAAGAGUGUUACAGAGAGUUAUAGGCUUGAGUCUUUGUUUUACAUGCACACCUCAUUUAACAAACACCUUUUAACCUGCCCAGCUUUUCCUAAGAAACAAAGGAGCUCUAAAUUCUGCAAAACCCCAGUGCAGAAAUGUUCCAGGGAAAGGAGGUGCCACAGUUUGCUCUGCAGCCUCAGUGGGUUGUGUGGCAAGGUCUGGGGCAAACACUAAGUGAGACAUGUAAGGGGAAGUGGGAAUUCCCCUGUCUGUUGGAACAGGGCUUGGAAGAAAGAGCAGAAUCAUGUUAGUCAAAUUGAGUAGCCUCAGAAAAAUUAUAAAGCUUAUACUUCUGCUAGAUCCUGUCUUUUCUUGGAUCCCAAAUCUGCAAUGAUGUGGGCCCUAGGAAAAAAAAUAGUAUUUUUUAAAAUCAUGGAUUAAACUUUGUUCUGCUCAAAAACUAAUGCUUAAACACUAAAGAAAUGGUUUCAUGUGAUAAGUUACUUUCUUUCUGAGAGCAGUCCUUUCUCCUCAGCAGACCUGUGUAAAUACUUGUCCUUAUUUCGUGUUCCAUAAUAAUAGUUCACGUGGGGGAAGAUUUUCACAGAAAUACCCGUUUUGGUUUUGUUUGAAUGUGGCUUGUCUGCAAUACAGUGAGUAGGUUCCUCAGCUGGGUUCUGUAUUUUGGGAGGGCUCACUUUUCUAUGAGUUAACCAGUCAUGUAUUAUAAUAUGUACAGUAUUUGUAACAAAUUCUUUUCUUGUAAGAUCACAAAAUGCUCUUGGAAGUUGUAGGCAGAAAUACACCACUGCUAGUGCAGCAAACAGUGUAAACUCUGCAACAUUCUACAUUUAAUUUUUUUACAGUUUUUUUUAUAAUUUAAAACAAAUGCUUCUUCAGUACAGACUUUUUAUGAUUGCAAUUUCUUAACAAAAAGAUCCCUCAAGUUAUUUUUUUCUAGUUCUAAUAUCUUUUUCUAAUGCUGGCAUUAUACUGGUAUUUUCUAACAGUUCAGAUUUUCUAAGGCCUUUCUGACAAGGUUUCACUUCUGUUUUUUAUCAGUUCAUUAAAUUUCUCAGCACUGAACAGAUUUUUUUAAGUGUGUGUAUAUGUAAGUAUGUUUGAAAUAAAUAUCCUGUAUAUAAACUAAAUACCUUGAACAUUAACCCAACCCAGGUUGCUGUUUGUCAGAUCACUCCAAUAGCUACCUUGACUUGCAAUAAUCACUGGAAAACACAAGCUUCCAUAGGUUUGAGCAUGUUUGGUUAGUGUUCAGUAGGAUUUUAUAACUAGGAUGUGUGUAAAGGGUAAGCCACCAGAUAUAAAAGUUCACUAAAAGGCUGAACAGAGUUCUUGGUUUUUUAACAAUAUUUUGGUAUCUCUCUGGCUCCCAAAUUCAGGUGGGUUUUAAAAGAGGCAAUUUCAGUUGAGCAUUUAAAACCUCCUGUUACAACUCCACAGCUGCAUGUCCUAAUGAGGGCCAGCAUAGUUCUGGGAUGGGUUUUUGUAGACAACGUGAAGGUCUGUUACCCAGAUUUACCCUCUGCAAGUUUAUCUUUUUGGUUUAGUUUGAAACUAGAAAUGAUUUCAGCAUGACUAAAGGUUGCACUUUAAGUCUUGUCCUAGACAAAUGUAUGCAAUGAGUGUGUUCAUGUGCAGUUCUCUGGGUUGUUUAAAUUAUGCAAAAAUACAUAUUUAAAAAGCCAGGUGAAGCAAAGUUAGGUAGUCCAUCCACUUUCACAGCAGCAGUAAGAAUAUCACUUUUCAGCAUUUCUAGCUAAGGAAUGUGACAAUAACAGUAGUUGGUGCAAUAUUGCUGGGAUGCUGUAGGGAAUGAUCCAGCACCUGUAAUCCAAAGUGUGUUGGUCAUGUUGCUUAGGUUUGAGCCUCACUGGUGGGAUGAGCACAUGGCAGCUGUGUCAGUACAUGGUGGGGACACUCUGGAAGUGUCAUUCAUUUGUCAGAAUAAAGAAUCUAUGUAACUUUCUAUUUGUAUUUAUCUCAAUAAAUCCUGUGACUGUUUUAUAAACCAACUUCUGGUAACUGAUUUUUGUUAUGGUGAGAUGUGAGUGCAUUUCUUAGUUAAUGAAAUCUGUCCCAGGUGUAAACACUGUUGGCUGUCAGAUCAGGGCUGAAAGUGGAAUUCUUCAUGCUGUGUAGUAAAAGAUAAUCUUUAAAAUGUGCCAUCAAUUGCUGGACCUUCCCCUACCUGUGGGCAUCAUGGUACUCAAAGGGAAGCCUCCUUCCAGGCUCAGGUAGCACCUGAGCAGAGUUUUGUAUUCUUGGCAGCCUCACGCCAUGGCUGGUCUUGUCUUACUUGUGAAAUGUAGUCUACUGCACAUCUCCCUGUGGAAGCUGAAUUUAGGAAGUUGGGAGCAGAGAUCUGUCCUUGCUUUGGCAUUGCACAAACAACUUUUUAGCUCAGGGAAUUUUUAAGGAGAAAGAGAAGCUGUUGUUACACCUGUUCCAUAUUUAUCAAUAGACACCAGAGGCUCAGAACAUGUGGCAGUUGUUAUAUUCACUUCUUAAAGUGAACCAAAUGAACAGAAAUUCUUAAAUGCCAGAGUACAAUACAGCUUAUAAAGCCCAACAGACAUCAGGAAACUGGUGCUGAUUGGGCUCUUACAUGUUUUCCUCUGGCUUAGGAAAGAGAAUUGUAGUCAGCUUGCAAUCUCCCUGACAUUGUUCCUGAUGGAAGCAGACAAAAAGUACCAAUGAAACAGAAAGGCUGCAAUUUAGUUAAUUUAUGCAAAACACAAUCAGCAUUCAAACUGGGAGUUACCAAGCAGAAAUGUAUUGACAGAAAAGCCAAAAUACUCUGUGCAUAAAUUGUGAAAUAUUAAAACAGGAUUUCAAAGAGACUCCUGGAAUUCACAUAACUCUAGGCUAGGGGAGAUUCAGGAGAGGGAAUUUUGUCAUGUCAAAUUCAUGAGGAGGGGCAGAGGGGCUGUGAUUUAUUCCCCAGCACUCAGGCAGUCUCUCCAUGUGCUGUAAACCAGCUCUGCUGUGGCACAAGAGCUUGGAGCAGUAAAGAAAAAUAGAAACAGCUUUUUCAGAAGAGUGAUUAGCAGGGAGGGUGAUGAUGGCUGCUAAGGAUUCAUGGUAGGGAGAGGGAAGAGCAGUGAGGAGGUGGCAAAGGACUGAGAGAAAUGGAACUGCAGAUGAGCUGGGACACACAAUUCCAAAGGUGGUCUGUCUGCAGCAGAACCCAAGUCACACACUUUCUCUGCCUUCACUUUCUGAAUUUGCAGUGUUGUUGGGUUGUAACCACCGUGUUCAAAGGCAAGCAGAAGCCAGCAGUGAGCUGUGCCUGAGGAUCUGCUGACCAGUAAGGUUUUGGGAGGAUGGUGGUUUGCAGAGGGGAGCCAAAAGUUAUUAAUUUCCUACUCUGCUUCCAGCAGCCUGUUUAGGUUGGUUUGAUGCCUAAGCCAGGCUGCAAUUGAGGUUUGUGCUUUGGUUUCCCUUUAAGUUCCAGUUCCCUGUACACUGUUCUGUUUGCAGCAUUUGCUUGACAUGACUGUCUGGUGUGGGUUGCUGGUGUUUUUUUGGAAUUCCUGUGUGUACAGGAGCUAAUAAAGGAACUGUCAGCUCAGAAAGCACAUAAA